This is a messenger RNA of Alosa alosa (allis shad), 2239 nucleotides long. It is a transcript of the gene zbtb14, whose product is annotated as zinc finger and BTB domain containing 14. Gene Ontology annotation, molecular function: DNA-binding transcription factor activity, RNA polymerase II-specific; protein binding; RNA polymerase II cis-regulatory region sequence-specific DNA binding. NCBI's taxonomy places the organism in Eukaryota, Metazoa, Chordata, Actinopteri, Clupeiformes, Clupeidae. Gene Ontology annotation, cellular component: nucleus. Bases 274 to 1605 code for a protein of 443 amino acids. The record is from RefSeq and is a predicted model, not a curated record. Gene Ontology annotation, biological process: regulation of transcription by RNA polymerase II. The transcript has 2 exons.
CUGUGAUUUGCGUAAGAAUGGCAGCCUUCGUCAAGCCACAGCUCUUUGUGUGGGCUUGAGCGCAUUUUGCGUAACAACAUCCAUUUCUAUAUACGUACGUACGCGCUUAGUCACUCGCUCUCUGCAGUUCCGUGCUGGCGCAGCGCGUCCUUCCGUCUGUGCUCGUCCUCAAGCUAACAAACACAAAGUAUAUUAUUCUUUACUGGUUGUGUGACAGUCAACGGAGACUUUCUCAGUGGGACAAAAUAGCACAAUAUAGGGAUUCUCAUCAAUAUGUCGGAAACGGUGAAGUAUGUUGACGAUGAACACAAGACUAUCUUCCUGAAGAUACUAAAUGAGCAGAGGUUGGAGGGAGAGCAUUGUGACAUUGCAGUUGUUGUUGAGGAUGUUAAAUUCAGGGCGCACCGCUGUGUUUUAGCAGCCUGCAGCAAUUACUUUAAAAAGCUGUUCAAGAAGCAUGAGGUAGACAACUCGUCUGUAAUAGAAAUUGACUUUAUCCGGUCGGACAUCUUUGAAGAGGUGCUGAAUUAUAUGUACACAGCAAAGAUAUCUGUGAAAAAGAAAGAUGUUAACUUGAUGAUGUCAUCAGGGCAGAUUCUUGGAAUCCGGUUUUUGGAUAAGCUUUGCUCACAGAAACGCGACUUGACCACAGAGGAAAAGACAGACCAAAGAAAUGCCAAAUUUCCAUAUGACAUUGUCAAAAUUGGAAUGCCCACUGAUGAUUCACACUUGCCAACAGACAGUGACGUGCAGGUGCUAGGUGACCACGACGACUCUCCCUCUGACGACAUAGUCGACGACACCCACGCCAAUCACGACCUCGACAAAUCGCCCAACAGCGCUCUGAGAGUGCAGGAGGCCAUCCUCAAAGAGCUAGCCAACGAGGAGGUCCACAAAGUCAGCUGUUACGACCAGGACGUUGAAGCCAUGGACACUGAACCCAAAGACUUAGCGGGCCACGCUGCCCAGACUCUCGGCUUUGCCGACAGUAUGGGGGAGGUAAAGGACGAGCAAGGCCCCGGCUGGACCACGGCCGCCGCCGACAUGAAAUUCGAGUACCUCCUCUACGGCCACAGGGAGCACCUGGGCUGCCAGGUGUGUGGCAAGACCUUCAUGGACGAAAACCGGCUGAGGAAGCACGAGAAGCUGCACUCUGCCGACCGGCCGUUCAUCUGCGACAUCUGCACCAAGGCCUUCACCACACAGGCCCAUCUGAAGGAGCACCUGAAGAUCCAUACAGGCUUCAAGCCGUACCGCUGUGAGGUGUGCGGCAAGUCCUUCAUCAGGGCACCGGACCUGAAGAAGCACGAGCGCGUGCACAGCAACGAGCGGCCCUUCGGCUGCCAGAUGUGCGAGAAGGCCUUCAAGCACAAGUCGCACCUGAAGGACCACGAGCGGCGGCACCGCGGCGAGAAGCCGUUUGUCUGCAGCUCGUGCACCAAGGCCUUCGCCAAGGCCUCGGACCUCAAGCGGCAUGAGAACAACAUGCACAGCGAGCGCAAGCAACUGGCGCCCAACCCGCUGCAGAGCGAAACGGAACAGCUACAGGCGGCCGCCAUGGCUGCAGAGGCUGAGCAGCAACUGGAGUCCAUUGCAUGCUCAUAGCGCUCGGCGCACCCCCCCAGGCACCCCCAACCCCCUGAUGUCCCCCUAUUCUGGGCACCAGUCGAGUCUAACAAUCAAGCUUUUUCUACGUCUUAUUUUUUUGGAGGGGGGGGGGUGUAGGCAUGUUGUGUCAUGAUGAUUUUGUUUUGACGAAUUAGUUAAUUUUCUCAGAUGUCAUGAAAAUUUCAGAACUAACAAAAAAUUCUUAUACUUUAUUGAUUGUGGUGAUAAUUUUACGACAAGAGUAAAGGUUUAUUGACAUAUGUUUAAUGGUUCAGAUUUUCUUAAAGACUAUGUAUAUUGUGUAAUAUGAGUAGAUUUUUUUUCUUCACUGUACAGGUGAAAAUGAAAAGGUGUUUUGAUGUGUAUAUAUAUGGCAGCCCAAUGGACAUUACUGCUCUGCCUUAUCCCAGUUGUCAAUAAACCUGCUGUUCUACAAUGCCAGUAUAAUGCCAUAAUUGAUAAUGAAAUACAUGAUUUGUAAAGUAAAGUGAAAUGAGAGAUAUGCUGAUGAACAAGGUUUUGAUGGUAAUUAUUCCAUCAGGCUGUACAAACCUCUAAUGAAUUAUGGAAUUAUGUAUAACAGCUCAAGAUAUUUUGCUGUAAUAAAUGUAUUACCUUUUGGUAACCUAUA